Manihot esculenta (cassava) is the source of this 658-nucleotide messenger RNA. RefSeq lists its product as uncharacterized. The record is from RefSeq and is a predicted model, not a curated record. Lineage: Eukaryota; Viridiplantae; Streptophyta; Magnoliopsida; Malpighiales; Euphorbiaceae. Bases 240 to 560 code for a protein of 106 amino acids. The transcript has a single exon.
CUCUGCGUCUUCGUAACUGAUAAUUCAUUGAACUAAGGCACAUGGGAAACUGGUAAGGCAGCUAAUUAAUUGGUAUACGUCAAUGGCCUUUGUCCUCAUUGUCUGCUACAUGGGCAUAUGACCCUCGUCACCACUACCCAUGCAGCUCCAUUUCCUUCUAUAAAUGCUAUCAAACUUUUCUUCAAAGCUCCCCUUACCCAACUCUUGCAAAACUAAAAUACUCUCGUUUCAAGAAAAUCAUGAAGAGGCAGAGAAAUGUGGAUGCUGAAAAUACCAAAGCUACAAAUAGGGCGGCAAUGGCGAAGAAGAUGAAGGCCAAGAGGGCAGUUGAGAAAGUGCAAGAUAAGAAUAUUGGCGGCGAGUGGACUCAGGGAUUUGUGGAGAAUUGUAUAAAUUGGGAGGAGUUGCCAUGGUUAGGAGGGGUUGUGGAUGAGCAAAUGUCUUGGGGUUCCAUCUGGUUGCCCUUCUGGGACGUGCAGUAUAUGGGUGAGGCCUGUACUGAAAUGUUUAGUGAUGUUGUCUGGGAUUAUGAUCUUUGGAACUUGAGGAGCAUCAACUAGUUUCAAAAGCUGUCGCCGAGAGAUGGCAACUUUGAUUUGUUUUAAUUACCGACAGAAUUUAUUGAUGAUAGUUUAAUGUUAAGGAAUUUGCUUCUUAA